GUGGCACCAACAAACAAAACACCGAUUGGAUCUGAUCUGUGGCCCUCUUCCAUCAUCACCGAGAAGCAAAUAAUCUGGAGCAAAAAGCACUUUUGGCUCAUUCAUCCAUAAAAUAAUAGUGUUCACCUCGUGCACCACAACAACAAAAAAGCAGUCUUAUCAACCACAAUAAUGACGCCCUCCACAAUGAGAUUCAACGCCUUGGUUGCCGCUUUGUUCCUUCCAGUGACCAUCGCACAAGUGAGUAUCAGUAUCUCCAACCCCCAAUUGUCCCCCACACCUGCAGAAACCAUCACAUCAGAGCCAACAGCAGCGGUUCCCGUCACAGAUGCUCUGCCCGUUCCUACUCCAAGACCGACGACAAUGGUGGUGGAUACUACUACUACAAGUACAGGAUCAGGAGAAUCCGUCAGUGUUGCUCCUCCUCUUGCUGCCAUCAACACAGCUGCCGAAGCCGACACGAUUGUUGGUGUGGCACGGGCCGACGAACAAUUUUCGACGCUUUUGUCGGCCAUGGACUGGGUCGGUAUGUCGACCGCUCUGACAGCACCGGGUCCCUUUACAUUCUUUGCUCCCAACAAUGAUGCCUUUGCCACAGCUCCAGAAGCUGUUGGCACCUGGCUGCAAGACCCCAUUGCCUGGGAACCUCAAAUUCGUGACCUCUUGUCUCAUCACGUGGUGACCAACGAUGAACUCUUGUCGACCGAAUUGACACAAUUCCCCAUUGGCAUGGAAAUCUACACUGCCGAAGGUUCCUCUGUGACUGUCACAAACACCAAUCCUCUCAUGAUUGACGACAGCACCAUCUCUCAAGCAGACAUUCUCGCCACCAACGGAGUCAUUCACGCCAUCGACGACAGUCUCUUGUUGCCCGCAUCGUCUACGGAAAGCCUAGUCGAUCAACUGCGAGACAUGCCCUUCUUCUCCACUCUGGUCCGAUACUUGGACGAGAGCAACUUGUUGGACAACCUUCAAGGCCCUGGACCGUACACCAUCUUGGCGCCCACCAACGAAGCAUUUGAGCGUGUGGCUCCAGCCGUCAAGGCACAAUGGCAAGCGCAACCGGAAACAUUGAUUGAGACUCUGCUCUUUCACGUGGCUCCAGGCAACUGGGUGGAAGCUGACUUUCCAGCAGAAGUUCGUCGCAUGUCCAACGACACGGAUGUCGUCGAACUGGCACCCAUCCUCAUUGGAGACAUACUCGCUUCCAAUGGCGUCAUUCAUGCCGUCGAUCGGAUCUUGGCCGCUCCACAGACUGCCGCUCCUACCGUCGCUCCUCUUCCCACCAGUAUCAUUGGGAUUCUCCAAGCUCGAGGUGAAUUCACCAUGCUCUUGGACGCUCUCCGAGAAACCGGUCGAUUGGAAGAACUCGUGGUCAACGGACCCGAGAAUCCAUUCACCAUCUUUGCUCCUACCGACGCCAGCUUCUUGGCCGGUCUUCCCGAAAAAUUCCUCAACGAAACGUGGAGGACACACUUGGUCAAUGUCCUCACCUACCACAUUGUCCGUGGCAACCUCUUUACGCAAAACUUGACCGUCGUCGGACAGCAACUUCCUACUCUCAACUUUAAUAACCUCAACGUCACGGCUGUCGGCGACGCUCCCAAAAUCAACGAUGCUGCUAUUACUGAGCGCAACAUUGUUGGAGACAAUGGAAUCAUUCACGUGGUCGAUCAACUCAUCCUUCCCCCUUCCGCCACGGAAUACGUCAUGGACCUCUACAUGCUCUUUCCAGAAUUCGAGGCCAUGAUUGAACGCGUCGAGUUCACCAACUUGACCGGCAUUCUUUCCGAAGAAGGUCCCAUGACCGUCUUUUCUCCCGUCAAUGGAGCCCUUGCCAACAUUCCCCUCCGAUUCCCCAACAUUCUCACUCCAAACAACACGGAAGCUUGGACCGACCUCCUCAAGUAUCACAUUAUCCCCGGAAAUCUCAUUGAGUUUGCCGAUUUGGCCAUUCAAGCCGCCCGGGAACGGGAAGCCGAAGCACUCCGACAAACCGGAUUGUUGGACUUUGAAGACGUGCUCACGGCCAAUCACACCAACUUGACCCUUCCCAUCAUUACCUUUGAAGUGCCCACACUGCAAGGUUCCAACUUGACCAUUUCCGUUGAUCCCAACCGCGUCGGCGAGUCCAAUGUUCUCUUUGAAGACUUGCUCGUCAAGAACGGUAUUAUUCAAGUCCUCGACUCGGUCUUGAUCCCACCGGACUUUGAACAAAAGUGGACCCCCAUUCCGACGGGAGACGUGGUUUCUUCCGCAUCCGCGGCUCCUACAUCGGAAGCCACACAAGAAACCGCUCCAAUAGCUGCUGUGGAACGUGCCUUUGAGGAUCCAUAGAUGCUUGGUUGCUUGCAUUCAUACUACUCUUACUU
Messenger RNA from Seminavis robusta, 2372 nucleotides. NCBI's taxonomy places the organism in Eukaryota, Bacillariophyta, Bacillariophyceae, Naviculales, Naviculaceae. The record is from the annotation of a GenBank genome assembly.